UAAUGGAGAAACACAAGUGUGAUAUCUGUUUCAAGAGGUUCAUCAAUGGCAGAGCUUUAGGAGGCCAUAUGAGAUCUCACUUAACGAAUCUUUAUGAAGAAGAAGAAGCUCGCCGUAAUGAAAUCGAUGCCGAUUUUCAUACAUCUGCUUCAUCUGAGGAUGAAGAAGACGACCCAGAAGAAGAAGAAGAAGAGGAGGAAGAAGAAGAAGAGAAGAACAAUUUGCUCUCUUAUGCUUUAAGAGAGAAUCCAAAGAAGAGUAUACGAUUGGUUGAUCAAGAAUUCUCAUUCGUAGUCGAGCCAGGCUCUGGUUCUUCCAUCAUUCUUCAAGACAGAGAGAGCGAAACGGAAUCAUCGAAAAAUCCGAGCCGCCGGCGAUCAAAGAGGAUUCGGAGACGACCCGAAUCACCGGAGACGAUGACGCGAAAUGGAAACAGUUAUAAGGGAAGUGGGUCGGGUGUGAAGAAAAUCAAAAUAGUCUUGCCGGAGCUCGAACCAGAACCAGUUAGCUCCAUUUCUUAUACGAGCCCUGAUGAGGAUGUAGCUUAUUGUUUGAUGAUGCUGAAAAGAGAUAAAUGGGUGGUGAGAGAGGAAGAAUUUGGAGAAGAUGAAGAAGACGAAUUCGUUCAGUCCGAUGGUGAUGAAUCUGACGCCGCGCCGGAGAACAAUAAUAAUAGUAUCAAGAAGAUUGAGAAGAAAAACAGAAGUGGCAAAUAUAAAUGUGAGACUUGUCAUAAAGUUUUCCGAUCAUACCAAGCUUUAGGUGGUCACCGUGCAAGUCACAAGAAAAUCAGAAUCAACCCAAUUGUUGAAACAAACGCGGCGCCGGCGCAAGAAACCGACGAUGGGAAGACCGGAGAAGAGAAAAUCCAUGAAUGCCCUGUUUGUUACAGAGUAUUUGCUUCAGGGCAGGCAUUGGGUGGGCAUAAGAGAUCACAUGUUAUAGGCACGACGUCGACGGCGGCGGCGGUGACGGCGACCGGGGUAAUUCACCGACGACCACCUCCAGCUCCGGUGGCAAAAAGGUUUAUUGAUACAUUGAUUGAUCUUAACCUUCCUGCUCCAAUGGAGGAUGAGGAGAUGAGUCAAAUUGAAAUUUCAGCUGUUUCUGAUCGUUAAGCA
Molecule: messenger RNA, 1121 nt
Organism: Impatiens glandulifera
Lineage: Eukaryota; Viridiplantae; Streptophyta; Magnoliopsida; Ericales; Balsaminaceae
Product: zinc finger protein ZAT9-like
Exons: 1
Coding region: 3-1118 (371 amino acids)
Biological process (GO): regulation of DNA-templated transcription
Source: RefSeq, a predicted model, not a curated record